Manihot esculenta (cassava) is the source of this 3495-nucleotide messenger RNA. Its product is annotated as protein phosphatase 2C 29. The coding region runs from base 235 to 2592 and encodes 785 amino acids. Lineage: Eukaryota; Viridiplantae; Streptophyta; Magnoliopsida; Malpighiales; Euphorbiaceae. Gene Ontology annotation, biological process: protein dephosphorylation. The record is from RefSeq and is a predicted model, not a curated record. The transcript has 5 exons. Gene Ontology annotation, molecular function: protein serine/threonine phosphatase activity.
AACCCCUACUCCUAUAAUAUAAAGAGAAAAACGCUCUCUUUUCACUUCUCUCUCUCUGCUUUCGCUUUCUUGCCUGAUAGUUUCUUUUUCUUUCUUAAUUUUUUUUUGAAGAGCUGGUCUCUCUUGAAAAACUUUGCCGGAACUUCAUUUCAAAAGAGAAGAAAAGGAAAAAAAAAGUUAAUAAAUAUAAAUUUUUUUCUUGGCGUCCAAACAGAAGGUGGCGAAUCAAAUGUGAUGGGAAGUGGACUCUCCUCCCUCUUCCCUUGUUUCAAACCAGGGACUAACCAGACCCAACAUGAACAGCCGGACCUGAUCUUCACGGCCUCUGAGCCGUUAGAUGAAACCCUAGGUCACUCUUUCUGCUACGUACGAUCCUCUAACCGUUUUGUCUCUCCCACUCCCUCCGAUCGCUUCGUCUCUCCUUCUCAAUCCUUGCGUUUCUCUCCUUCCCGUGCCGGAACAGCUUCCGAGACCCGACCCGGAUUGCCGGAGACUUGGUUCAAGUCUAUUUCCGGUGCUUCUGUUAGUGCCAACGCUUGGACUCCCAGAACUGUCCUCCAACAUGAGAAUAUUUACGACGAUGCCAUUGACAGUAGUGGCUUUGCUACUGGUGUUACUGGUGGUGGAGUGAGGGGCAGUAUUGUGAACGUGGAUGGAUUUGAAAGCACGGCGUCGUUCAGCGCGUUGCGUUUACAGCCGGUGCCACGUGGUGGAGAGGGGUUCUUCAUGUCUGGUCCUAUCGAGCGGGGUGCGGUAUCCGGUCCACUCGACGCGAACUCGGGGACUGACAAUAGUGGGCAGGUACACUUCUCCGCGCCGCUCGGUGGCGUUUAUGUCAAAAAGAAACGAAGGAAGGGUAUUUCUGGGAUCAAGAAGGCGAUAUAUCGGAACUUAUCGGAGAAGAAUCGGCCGUGGGUGGUGCCGGUGCUGAAUUUGGUGAACCGGAGAGAUAAUUCGAGAACCGGAGAAGAGAGGGAGAGCCAAGCUGAGAGUAAUGUGCAGUGGGCAUUAGGGAAAGCGGGCGAGGAUAGGGUCCAUGUCGUUGUAUCUGAGGAGCAGGGUUGGUUGUUUGUUGGGAUUUAUGAUGGGUUUAACGGCCCUGAUGCGCCCGAGUUCUUGAUGGGGAACCUCUACAGGGCUGUGUAUAGAGAACUUCAGGGGUUGUUUUGGGACGUCGAAGAGCCAGAAGAGGCAAGUAAUGUAGCAUCAACAGUUGUAGUGGGAAGUGAGAACACAACUAACCCAUCAAUAGAAAGAAUUUGUAAAGAUUAUGGGGAGUGUUCAGCCGGUGAAAUAGAAUCGAAUUUAGUGUACCAGGAUCAAGGAAAUGUAGCGAAAGAUGAUCCAUCGAAUGAAAAGGUUGUUGAGAGGAACUGGGGCGGUACAAUUGGCGGAACUGAAUCGAGCUCGGUGCCUCAUGAAAGGGCAAAGAGGGUUACGUUUCAAUCAGAGGGGUUAGAGAUUACACAAAGAAGGCGGUUAUGGGAAUUCCUUGCGGAGGAAGAUGCAGAAGACGGGCUUGAUCUCUCCGGGUCUGAUAGGUUUGCCUUUUCUGUUGAUGAUGCAAUUAGCAUCAGCAAUGCGGGGUCUGCAGUCAGUAGAAGGUGGUUAUUGCUGUCAAAAUUGAAACAAGGGUUGUCAAAACAUAGGGAGAAAAAUUUGUUUCCAUGGAAAUUUGGAUUGGAGACAAAAGAGAAGGUGGGGAGCAGUAAAGUGGAGGAGCGGGGCUCAAAGAGGAAGCGGAAGGAGGGACCUGUGGAUCAUGAAUUGGUUUUGAGGGCGUUAUCAAGGGCGCUAGAGAUGACUGAACUAGCAUACCUGGAUAUGACCGAUAAGGUGCUGGAUACAAAUCCUGAGUUAGCGUUGAUGGGUUCUUGUUUAUUGGUGGUCUUGAUGAGGGAUGAGGAUGUAUAUGUGAUGAAUGUGGGUGAUAGCAGGGCAAUCGUGGCACAGUAUGAGCCAGAAGAUGUUGGUUCUAGUGUGGGUGGUGAUGGAUUGAGCAUGGAGGGGGUAGCCGAGGGUUCCACUCAUGUGAUGAGGUUGACUGCAUUGCAGCUGUCAACUGAUCAUAGCACAAGCAUUGAAGAAGAAGUUUUAAGAAUCAAGACUGAGCACCAAGAUGACAGCCAUUGUAUUGUCAAUGAUAGAGUGAAGGGUCGUCUUAAGGUUACCAGAGCUUUUGGAGCCGGAUUUCUCAAACAGCCCAAGUUUAAUGAUGUUUUGUUGGAGAUGUUUCGGAAUGAAUAUAUUGGUACUGCACCAUAUAUAUCUUGCAUACCUUCUCUCUGUCACCAUCAACUUUGUCCAAGAGAUCUAUUUUUAGUCCUCUCAUCUGACGGGCUAUAUCAAUAUCUGACCAAUCAAGAAGUGGUUUCUCAUAUUGAGAGUUUCAUGGAGAAGUUUCCAGAUGGUGACCCAGCGCAACACCUGAUAGAGGAGCUUCUUUCUCGCGCAGCCAAGAAAGCUGGGAUGGAUUUCCAUAAAUUACUAGACAUCCCACAAGGAGAUCGUCGGAAGUACCAUGAUGAUGUUACUGUUAUGGUGAUAUCUCUUGAAGGAAGGAUCUGGAAGUCAUCAGGAAAAUGUCCUUGAAAUAAUGUAAGGUAGCACAUAGCAAGGUUUUGGUCGGGUGCAAACAAGAUGAGAAGAAAUACCCUGGAUAGCCUGGAAGCAGUUUAGGAAAAACUGGUGGAAGUUUCAGCUUGACUUGGGAAGCUCAAGAGUGCUUAAAGAGAAGUACUUCCCCUGUUCUGAUGUCAGGCCGGCCUCGUUGGUUCAGCCCCUCAGGGAUGGAGAAAUUUUUUGUGGGAUAGGGAUAUCCUUGAAAAGGCACUCGCUGACGGGUUAAUGAAGAGGUAAAUAAUUCUGAGAUCAAUUGGGUAUCGCAGCUUAUGUAUCUUGACUGAGGAUAUUGGCUUCCGCUGCCAUUAAUGAGGUGUUUGAUGAUGAAAUCCAGGGGCAUUUGACCACGGAUGGAAGAGCUCUUUCACAAAAGCAUGGAAGACGGGAAUAAUGUCGCUCAGCUGCACAUAUGGAAAUCUAGAAACAGUCAGCCCUUUUGAAAACCCGAGGAUCUCCUGAGUCCGACAUUGUACCAUUUCUAUGAUUUCUUGGCAUCACAAAUUUUCCUUGAAAAAUAAUUAUGGUCUUUAAAUCGUUAAAAUUUUUAGGAAUAUUUAGUUUAGUUUUAGUUAUUGAAUAUAAUAUAGAUGAAUUAUAUCUGAUUGUUAGUGUUUAAAAUGUAAAAUUAUUAAUAAGGUAUAUAUUAAUAUAUUAAUGAAAUAAAUAUGAAAGUAUUAAUUAUGAGAGCCACCUAUGUUUUCGUGUUUUCAAGCCUUGAAAUGGCCAUUUUGGAUUGUUUUUGACGUUACAUGGGGUAUUUACAUGGGUCAUGUGAUAGGUUGUGUAAUAUUCUGACCAAAUUGGUGCAGAACCUGGGUCAUAUAAACUUUAAAGGACCCAUGUAAUAAUUGCAUAGGGCUUGUUUAUGGCCAU